This is a messenger RNA of Morus notabilis, 2461 nucleotides long. Its product is annotated as monogalactosyldiacylglycerol synthase, chloroplastic. Gene Ontology annotation, biological process: glycolipid biosynthetic process. The record is from RefSeq and is a predicted model, not a curated record. Gene Ontology annotation, molecular function: hexosyltransferase activity. The coding region runs from base 588 to 2198 and encodes 536 amino acids. Lineage: Eukaryota; Viridiplantae; Streptophyta; Magnoliopsida; Rosales; Moraceae. The transcript is spliced from 8 exons.
UAAAAAAAACAAAGAGAAUGAUCACCCUUCGGUUUGACUAUUGAUGACAUGGGAAAGAUACACGGCCAAAUACAUGUCUCAAUUUAAGCCGUAAAGAUGUCAAAUGUGCGAUGAAGUCGAAACCUAACCAAACAUCCCAAGACCUCAUCCAAUUAAAGUUGGCUGUUAUUUGUCACUCCCAAGGUACAAAUUCACAAAACGCAUAUUGUCCCCAACCCUCAGAAUCUUCCUUUUCAUUUUUUUUUUUUGGCUCAAUUCAAUUAAUGCGCGUGUCACCCUCUGUACAGUGUAUAUUAUCUCACCAAAACACAUAAAAAAAAAAAACUCCACCAAACUCACACAAACAACACACCAAAAUCCUUCCUUUGUGGCCACAAACUUAUCCCCAAGAUUUCCCCUCUCUCUCUGUCUCUCUCUUAGCCAAUAGCCAUUAAUUUCCAAAAACCCCACAAACACUUUGUUCUCUUCUCUUCUCUAAACCCAUUUCUUGUUCUUACUUCUUAGGCCAUAAAACAUCACCAUGGAAAUCAUAGAUUAAGUUUGUUUGUUUGUUUGUUUUUUUUCAAUUCCACUUUGUAAAUUCAGAUAUGAAUAACUCUUCAACCGUGGCUCAAGAGCCUAGUCCCGUCUACGACUUGGUAUCCCAAUUGGGUCGUUUUGCUUUCACUUCCAGGUUUCGCAAUUUCGGCUCUGAUGGGCACUCUUCUUUCCUCUCCAAUUUCAUGUACUGCGACUCAUUUUCCGGGAAAAAACUCGAGGCCGGUGCUUCCCUCAGUUUGAGCAGUAAAAGCAGUUCGAAUAUUAGGAAAAUCGUGAUUCAGUUCAACAGAGCUAUUAGGCUUCACUGCGAGAGGAUUCCGAUUGGGUUCGCUUCGGUUAGGAUUGGUUCUGGGGAUAAUAGUGGUCCCGGGAAUAAUAACAAUGGCGGUGGGGACAGUAACAAUGGACUGAAAGAGCACGGAAUCGGUAUUUUGGAGGAUGAUGGCUUGGCCUUGAAUGGCGUGGAAGCUGAGAACCCGAAAAAGGUUCUGAUUUUGAUGAGUGAUACUGGUGGCGGUCACCGAGCUUCUGCGGAAGCCAUAAAGGCUGCUUUCCAUGAAGAAUUUGGUUAUGAAUAUCAGGUUUUUGUUACCGAUUUGUGGACGGAUCAUACGCCUUGGCCAUUUAAUCAACUUCCCAGAAGCUAUAAUUUCUUGGUGAAACAUGGGCCGCUAUGGAAGAUGACAUAUUAUGGAACUGCACCUCGAGUUAUACAUCAGUCCAAUUUUGCUGCAACUUCAACGUUCAUAGCUCGAGAGGUUGCAAAAGGACUGAUGAAGUACCAGCCGGAUAUUAUUAUCAGUGUACAUCCACUAAUGCAACAUGUACCACUUCGUAUCUUGAGGUCAAAGGGUCUGUUGGAGAAGAUCGUGUUUACGACAGUAGUUACUGAUCUUAGCACUUGCCAUCCUACAUGGUUUCAUAGGCUUGUAACAAGAUGCUAUUGCCCAACAGCUGAGGUAGCAAGAAGGGCACAGAAAGCUGGACUCAAACCUUCCCAAAUCAAGGUUUAUGGCCUCCCUGUACGACCUUCAUUUGUCAAGCCCGUUAGGCCAAAGGUUGAACUAAGGAGGGAACUGGGUAUGGAUGAGGAUCUUCCUGCUGUGUUGCUGAUGGGAGGGGGUGAAGGGAUGGGCCCUAUCGAGGCUACUGCUCGGGCUCUUGGUGAGGCAUUGCACGAUGACGUUCUUGGGGAGCCAACAGGCCAGGUUCUUGUGAUAUGCGGUCGCAACAAAAAGCUCGCCAAUAAAUUGCGUUCAAUGAAUUGGAAAGUUCCUGUCCAGGUGAAAGGCUUUGUCACUAAAAUGGAGGAAUGCAUGGGAGCUUGUGACUGCAUUAUUACCAAGGCAGGCCCUGGGACUAUCGCAGAAGCCAUGAUAAGAGGGGUGCCUAUCAUUUUGAAUGAUUACAUUGCGGGGCAGGAAGUUGGGAACGUGCCUUAUGUGGUUGAAAAUGGAUGUGGGAAGUUCUCAAAAUCUCCAAAGGAAAUAGCGAAUAUAGUUGCUCAAUGGUUCGGUCCGAAAGCUGAUGAGCUCAAGGCCAUGUCACAAAAUGCACUAAAGCUGGCAAAGCCUGAUGCUGUGUUUAAGAUUGUUCAUGAUCUUCACGAGCUUGUUAGACAAAAAAGCUAUAUACCCCAGUAUUCAUGUACACCUUAAACUUUUUGUUUCCCAAAAAGCAAUUUUUGCAAUGAGCUUCCAUGGAUAGAUAGUCUUGCGUCGUUGAGCAAAAUGGAAUUUUCUACUAUGCCCUUUUCAUUCCAUUACGAUUGUCUUUUAGAAUGACGCUUGGUUUUUUUGCCAGCAUGGAAGUCUUGUCCAUAAGCAGAUUCCAUCUCGUCUAGAAGCAGGUAUCCCCUUGUUGUAACUGUCUUUAUUAUAUAAACAAAGAACAAAAGCCAACGAGAGCUGUUUUUUUCUUG